Messenger RNA from Petromyzon marinus (sea lamprey), 1122 nucleotides. The record is from RefSeq and is a predicted model, not a curated record. NCBI's taxonomy places the organism in Eukaryota, Metazoa, Chordata, Hyperoartia, Petromyzontiformes, Petromyzontidae.
AUGCUGCGCGCAACACCAACUCCACAAGACGAACAACACAAGGCGAACUCCACAAGACAAACAACACAAGACGAACAACACAAGACGAACUCCACAAGGCGAACUCCACAAGACGAACUCCACAAGACGAACUCCACAAGACAAACAACACAAGACGAACUCUACAAGACGAACAACACAAGACGAACUCCACAAGACGAACUCCACAAGACAAACAACACAAGACGAACUCCACAAGACGAACUCCACAAGGCGAACUCCACAAGACGAACUCCACAAGACGAACUCCACAAGACGAACUCUACAAGACGAACUCCACAAGACGAACAACACAAGACGAACUCCACAAGACGAACUCCACAAGACCAACUCCACAAGACGAACUCCACAAGACGAACAACACAAGACGAACUCCACAAGACGAACAACACAAGACGAACUCCACAAGACCAACUCCACAAGACGAACUCCACAAGACGAACUCCACAAGACGAACAACACAAGACGAACUCCACAAGACGAACUCCACAAGACGAACUCUACAAGACAAACAACACAAGACGAACUCUACAAGACGAACAACACAAGACGAACUCCACAAGACGAACUCCACAAGACGAACUCUACAAGACGAACUCUACAAGACGAACUCUACAAGACGAACUCCGUAAGACGAACAACACAAGACGAACUCUACAAGACGAACUCUACAAGACGAACUCCACAAGACAAACAACACAAGACGAACUCCACAAGACCAACAACACAAGACGAACUCCACAAGACGAACUCCGCAAGACGAACUCUACAAGACGAACAACACAAGACGAACUCCACAAGACGAACAACACAAGACGAACGCCACAAGACGAACUCUACAAGACGAACUCUACAAGACGAACUCCACAAGACAAACAACACAAGACGAACUCCACAAGACGAACUCUACAAGACGAACAACACAAGACGAACUCCACAAGACGAACUCCACAAGACGAACAACACAAGACCAACUCCACAAGACGAACUCCACAAGACGAACUCCACAAGACGAACUCCACAAGACGCUGGGCGAGGGACGGAGAGGGAGGCGCCUGUCGCUUUCCCCGGCGUAGAGGCUGA